UCAGUUUUGGCUAUAGACAUGUGUUCCCAGCUUUUCUUUUUUCAAUAUUACAGAUUGUCCGAGCAUUUCCUGGAUCCCAAAACUCAUACACAAAGUUCUUGGGGGCUGAUUCCUUUGAGAGAGAGAGAGAGACCAGCAAGGGUUAACUUCAGCAGACUUGUGUUCCCUCCCGCUCCUCCUCAUGACGUUAUACCACUCACAGUUUGGUCGGCUGAGGCCAAGCUGGAGCCAGAGAGAGGAGGGACUGACUCGUGGUGGUUCGUGGCUGCCUUUGGUGACUCCUCGCUGGGCAGUUAUUUGCUCCGGGCCGGCCUCUUCGCUCCAUGGGACUCCAGAGCUGGACAUCUGCCGUACCUCUGUCCCCUAUGGCCUGCCUUCAAGUGGAGACCCCCCCAAUCUGCAGGGGCAAGUUCAAAACAGUUCUCCAGUUGUGUCUGCAGCAGAGACGAACUCGAGAGCAGCUGGUUGAGCAGGGCAUUAUGCCACCCCUGAAAGCCCCAGCUGUUUUUCAUGAGCAGAUCCGCAGCCUGGAGCGAGCGCGGACUGGGACUUUCCUGAAGCAUAAACUGUGCAGUCGACCUGAGCGCUCUGAGCUGGUCCGGAUGCACAUCCUCCAAGAGACCCAGGCAGACUCAUCGCUCCAGGCUGCACAGCUGAGACUGAAGAAGGCCAGACUCGCUGACUCUCUGAAUGAAAAGAUCUCCCAGCGACCAGGGCCCAUGGAGCUGGUGGAGAAAAACAUCCUACCUGUGCAAUCUGAGGACAAAGAGGCUGGGAAUGGUGAUGAACUGAGCAACAUUAAGACCCCAGAUGUGUACAGCUUCGAUGAGGACAGUAGUGAUGGCUCCUCUCCCGGCAGCCAAAAGUCUGACAGCUCCACGUCUUCAAGAGAAAGUGGGGAUAAAGAAAGUGCACGAUCGCCUGCCUGCAACUCCCACAAACAGUCUUCACCCAAGCCCCAGUCAAUUGCCGAUGUAUCACAGAGCAGCGAGAAACAGAACUAUUUUCAAAUUUCAUCUUCUCCAACGACGGCAUUGGUUCAUAACAUCACACCAGGUCCAGUUUUGGUCAAGCAAAGCCUUUCCAGAACCGCAGGUGAGAAGAGUCGCAGUAAAAAGAGCAGAGAUCCGAAGCCGCGCGUGAAGAAGCUGAAGUAUCAUCAGUACAUUCCUCCACAUCAGAAACAGGAGCACGACCCAGUGCCCAUGGACUCUGCGUACGCCCGUCUCCUAGAGCAACAACAGCAGUUUCUACAGCUACAGAUUCUCAGCCAGCAACAGUUCAGCUACAGCACUGUCCAACCACCAGCUAUCAAGCAGACGUCUGAAGUACAGAGCAGCUGUUGCAGUGGAAAUGUGACAUCUUUAAAUCUUGUACCAAACCAGACCAAUCACAAGUCAGAGCUGCCAGCCAAUCUGGAGGACAUGAAGGUUGCUGAACUAAAGGCAGAGCUCAAACUCCGCUCUUUACCUGUUUCUGGGACAAAGAUAGAUUUGAUCGAGAGACUUCGGUCUUACCACGAAAACCGCAUGGACAUACUCAGCCCUCCUGUGUCGCCUAUCGCCACCAAAGUGUCCAAACUGGGCCUGAAAGACAGUGUCCCAUGUGAGACCCCGGACUGUCCCGGUGAGGGGCCUGAGGAGGGGGACAAGGACCAGCGCUUGUUUGAGAAAGAGCGACAGAUUGAGGAGCUGAUGAGAAAGUUGGAGCAGGAGCAGAGGCUGGUGGAGGAGUUAAAAAUGCAACUGGAGGUGGAGAAGAGAUUUCAGCAAGGUGAUUCCCCACCCCCUGUACCCUGCCCUGCUCUCAUUCAGGUCAAACAGGAAGUAGUUACACCUUUAAACUGCUCCGGGACGUCCAGCCUGUGUCCUGUCCCGCCCUCUGGGGUCAAACAAGAGGUCAUACAGAGGAGUAUUGUGCAUCCCGUCCUAAUGUCCAUGAACUUACCCAAUCCAGGGUCGUCUUCUCCAGGACUACUGCAGAAUACAGGACCAAACACCAAAGUCUCUGCUCAGUUACAGCAGCAUGGCACUGCUCAGAAGGCGUGGACAGAUGCAGCGGUCCUGACCACGUUCUCCUCCAACCAAACAUCUGCAGACAAGGUCCACAAUGAAGCAUCUUUACUUCUAUUGCCACACAAGUCCAAAGACCCUCCUCGCUAUGAAGAAGCUGUUAAACAGACACGCGGCUUGAUCUCACAGUGUCCGUCUGUCUCGAGUCAGCAGAUGGAUGACCUUUUUGAUGUGCUCAUUGAAACUGGAGAGAUCCUACCCUUUGUCAAACCAGAGCCUCACAGCCUGGAUCAGCCUCUCCCUGUCACUGCCAGUGUUACCACUCUGCCAAUAAACACAGUGUUUUGUCGCCCCCCGGCUGUGGUCCAAGUCGCUCAGCCCCCCCUCCUGUCAGCGCAGUCCCUUGCCCACAAGCAAACAGAAGCACUGCAUUCGCCCUUGCACAGUAUUCACAUGGAGUUUGAGGAGAACACUUCAGAUUCACACAUCCAGAAUGAAGACAGCAUGGACUGGCUGGACCUCACAGAUAUGUCCGCUCACGUGGGCAUCUUUGCCUCAGACUUUUUAGACUCAAAUGAAAUGCAGUUGAGCUGGGAAUAGGACGGUAACCCACAUGCAUUCCCUUUUGUCAAAUAGACCAAAAUACUUACCAAGGUACUUUUAGGAAAUGUGUACUUUUUAAAACUGUGCAAUAUGUAACUUUUGUGGUGGUGUGUCUGCCACCUACUUGUCUCUAAUGGAGAUGUUAUUGCUUUGCAUAUAAUGUCUCACAGGAUGGCAUUAAACUUUUCUCCAUAAAGACAAGCAGGUGAUGUCAAUAGGCCAAGUUAGAGAUCAGAUCUGUGGAGAGGCAACCCCGCUCACAGUAAGUAAGAAAGCUGUUUUUUGUAUAGAUAUUUCUCAACACUAAAAACAUCUGUAAUUAAAUAAAUGCACCAUAGAUAUUUUUAAUGCCCCACUGUGAAUUUUUUUUAGGCAAAGCAAUGACAUCUCUACGGUGACAAGCUGGUGGCAGACGCUGCAACCAGAAAAAGUUACAUAGUGCAUGUUUAGCUCUUACUCUAAAAUGAGCAAUACUUCAUAGGAGUGGUACUGGACAAGAGAACUAUGAGUAAUUAUGAUAAGAGACAUAUUUCUGUAUGGCUUUUUAGCACACAUGUAUGCAUCUGUCUCAUUGUAUAUGCAUCAGUUUCUUUGGUCCAUUUUUCAACCUGUUUUAAAUAUAGGGUAAGCUUAUUCAUCAGUGGACCAGCGUUUGCACUUUUUUGCACUAAAAGCUUCAUUUGUACCUUGAAUAGUCAUCUCCCAUUUUUGAAUGCAAGAUUUUCAAGAUGGUGGAUUGGACAUUACUGUAUGAACAUUCCAGGCCACCUCUGACCACAAACCUCCUUGUCUGAAACCACCUCCAGCUGUUUUCCAAUGGCAUCUGCAGCUCGCAUCAAAUCAGCUCAAGACUUUCACUAAUGAAGCUGUGGUCCGUUUGUCAUCACUCUUUUCCUGACAGCGCUUUGGGAGUCAGAGGUGGCACUUUGAGAGGGAACAUGUGCUGGAAAGAAGACUAUAAAUUUUGCUCGACACCAAAAUGUAUUGUAUUGCAUAAUGUCUGUAUUUUAAUGUAUGACCUAUUACCUUUUAUACAAAUGUGUAAACACGGCUUACUACUUGAGCAUCUUUCAUAUGCUUUAUACUCUUAAGUGCUUUACAUUAAAAGCAGAAUAUUUUCCAUUUGUUCCAUUUUGAAAUGCAGACCAAAAAUACCUAUUAACACUAACAAUUAGUUACAUAGUUAGCUAUACUUUAUACCUUCCUUAUUCAUGGGUUUUAGCUUGCUGUUAUAUGGUGCCAUUCUGAGGAUGUUUGAACAUUCAAAAGAUGUAAUGUCGAGUUUGGAAUUGUCAAUUGCUAUGGCAACAGUUCUAACUUUUCAUUAUUCCGAAACACUGUGGAUAGUCCAGCUUAAUUACAAGUUAGGAAUUGAAAGAUACGAUCAUGUGUGGUCUAGACUAAGGGUGGCCAUGUUGAUGAUGAAAAUGGUGAUAAUAUGCUAUUUAAGGGAUAUGAUUUAGUGCUUCUCUGUUUAAUCCAGCUCUUUUCUCAAACACUGACAUUUUUGGUCAGCCUCCAUUAUGCUCAGAGUGAGUGACAGAUUGUUUUAACCAAUCACAAUGCAAUUUUCAGAAGCAGAAAACAGCUUUAAUUGCCUCUCCAAGAAUGUACAUGAAUCAUUAUCACACCUUAAAUAGUGAUCUAGGCUCUUAGAAAACAAUUGUAUGUUUGUAUCAUAUAACCCACCCCUCCAGAUGUCUCUACUGUAAUUUGUUACACACAACACUUAAAAUGUAAUAUUUUGUAUUUACAUAACAUAUUUUUAAGCAGUGAUAUAGUAAAAAAUAAUUACAAAAAGCUAAAUGAAAAAUACUUGUUCAUUGAUUAAGGUUUGGCAUCCGCACACCCCAUUUCUGCCUUUAAAGUUUCUUCACAGUGGAGAUCGACGUGUUACACAUGGGACAUUUGUGUAUCGUCUUUUUGAAGCUGUUCAAACAAAAGGGAAGUAAACAACAACCAGCAACACACCUAAAGCAAAUUCAAUAUCCUGUUAGACAUCACUGUAUUCAUCUAUGCAAAACAGUUAAGUGGGUGGUUACAACAUACUUACCCCAUCAUGGCUGUCAUCAUGCAGGCUAACCAAGUAAUGCUGCUCACAGUCGUGGUUGUCUUUGUGGUAAUAAACUGUGAGCACUCUGGGCACUGAGUUUUGGUUGGCUUAAAUUGAAAACUGUUGUAAUCUAAUAAAACUGUAGGAGCUGUGUGGGAACAAGAAACUGUUUAAAUGACGAAAAAGUAAAAACAGACGUAUAACAUUACUUGCAAAGAAUAUAAUAUUAUAGAGAAAUAAAUCAUACCAUAACUCU
Molecule: messenger RNA, 4924 nt
Organism: Periophthalmus magnuspinnatus
Lineage: Eukaryota; Metazoa; Chordata; Actinopteri; Gobiiformes; Gobiidae
Gene: mrtfbb
Product: myocardin related transcription factor Bb
Exons: 14
Coding region: 324-2612 (762 amino acids)
Biological process (GO): smooth muscle cell differentiation
Source: RefSeq, a predicted model, not a curated record